CCGCUAUACUAUCUUCAACGUUGCGAAAACUGUUUUAACAAAUGACAAAACAUCAACAGUUUACAAGACUUGCAACAGAUAGUGAGCCUAAUCUCACGUCACAACCAGCUAUACCUUUACAAGCAAUGACAUCUAGCCAAGCUGCUGCUUCUGAUUCGCUUACUAGUCCCGUAAGUUCUGAUGUAAAUCCUCAUGUAGUCAAUUUUACUACAAUGUCUCCAAUCAGGAGGAGUUCCAUUCCAGGUAUUGGCCCGGAAGAUCAAUGGCCUCUUACCGAGAUUCCACAAGAACUUAGAACAUCAGCCGAUUAUGACACAAAUGCGGCAAAUAAUACAGAAGCUAAUUCAAUGCGAACCGAUUGGAAGAGGAGUUUAUUUCUUUUAUUAGAAGACCCUUCCUCGAGUAACGCUGCUUUUAUGGUGAACGUUUUCGUAUCUUUUUCAAUUAUACUGAGUGCAGUACUUACUACUAUCGAGACGAUACCUUCAUUUAGGUCCACAUCGAGUUCUGUGUGGUUUAAUUUUGAAACGGCCAUUGUUGCUUUCUUCACGUUAGAAUACUUGUUGCGUUUAGUCGCACAUUCAGAUUCAAUACGUCAAUUAUGGCGUUUUGUGAAAGCUCCUCUUGCUCUCAUAGACUUUAUUGCCAUUACACCUUAUUAUAUUGAAUUGAUGUUUCAUCAUGAUACAACCUAUGACUUUCGUUUUACUAUCCUUCGUUUGUUUCGUCUUCUUCGUGUUUUCAAAGCAUUCAAAUAUUCUUCCACGAUCAUCAUGACAAUUGAGGUGAUGAUAGUUGCUGUGAAACGAAGUAUGGAUGCCUUAGGUGCACUGUUUUUCUUCAUGGUGACUAGUAUUGUACUUUUUUCAACUUUAUUAUAUUUUGCAGAACGUGGUACGUGGGAUCAAGAAAAACAAGUAUUUGUUGAUAGUAAAGGAUAUCCUAGCUCUUUUGAUAGUAUUCCAUCAGCAUUUUGGUUUGUUAUGGUUACUAUAACUACUACGGGAUAUGGCGACAUGGUUCCCACAACAUUUAUAGGAAAAUUAAUAGCUUUUCCAGCGAUGAUGUGUGGGAUUCUUCUAAUUGCGUUACCAUCAAUUAUUGUCGGGAGAAAUUUUACAAUAGUAUGGGAGGCAAUGAGACAAUAUCGUCGCUCAACUGGUAACGCUCAGGCAAACAACAACGUAAAUGAGUCUGAAGACGACAGUAGUAGCGGAUAUACUAUGGGUCCUGAUUUGCGAGCAAGUUUUGAAAGUACGCGCUCUUUUGUAUCUCAUGCGCCUCAAGGAUAUUCUUCAAUGAGCGAAGAAUGGGUUGCUAAUCAAGAUACGUUAUUGCAACAAGUAAGAACAUUAAUAAAAUUAUCACAGCAAAAUCAGAUUACAUUAGAUAGAAUUCAACAAGCGUUGGAACAAAACGGAAUUAAAUUAAAUUCAAGCCAGGAAGAAAAAGAGAUGAAUAGCGAUCUUACGAUGCCAGAAAAAAGUGCAACUGGAGGAUCUUGACACAAUAAAUAGUUGAUUGAAUAUUGAUGAUUAAUCCUAAGAUUCAAUGAAAUAUGAAAUACUUUAUCCUUUUUAGCUCAAUAUGAUCAUCAGUAAUCUUUCUGAAAGAAGGAUGAUAUUCCAAUAUACUCUAAUAAAAAGGUAAUGCUGUGUGGAUCCGCGUCGGGAAAUUCGACAUGUAAAUACUGUAACCAGAUAAAUUAUAGUUAACGGUCGGGUUAGAGAUAGGUAUAUUGUUAGUUUUAAGCUCCUUUAAUUAAUUCUUGAUUUAAUCCAGCUGGUGUUUUUUAUUUUAUAAUUAAAAUAUUUAUAAUAUUUUUCUUCUUUAAUAUUUGUAGUAUAAUAUAGGAUAUUGUAUA
Messenger RNA from Rhizophagus irregularis DAOM 181602=DAOM 197198, 1864 nucleotides. The record is from RefSeq and is a predicted model, not a curated record. NCBI's taxonomy places the organism in Eukaryota, Fungi, Glomeromycota, Glomeromycetes, Glomerales, Glomeraceae.